AUGUGGUCCUGCUGUCGCGUCGAGAUCUCCGGACAGGAGAUCAUUGCAGCUGACACGCAGGCGUACAGCUCCCCUUCGGUUGCAUCCAAAGUCGCAGAGCGGACGCCGACGACAAGCGGCGGCGACAGCUUCGGCGACCCCUCGCCCCUGAGCGUUGCGGAAGCAUCCAAGCGCCAGGAUUUUAGCCUCGCCAAGCACGAAUCCGUCAACGGCUCCACGAUCACGGGAGGCUGCAGCGGAUCCUCGAUUGACUCAUCCCUUGACCUGGAGGCCGAGCAAGUGCCAGUGCUGCCGGAGAAGGCGCCAGUGGAGGAAGAUCAGAUCAUCUUGACCAGCUUCAAGGCGCGGAUGGAGAAGGCCAAGGACAGCGUGGAGGCUUUGAGGGCGAAGCUGCAGGCGGACAUCAUCAAGGGCCGCGUGGCACAGAACGAGGCGGAGGCCAGGGAGUUGGGCUACUACUCCACAUCCACGCUGAUGAGAUAUCUCUGCCACACUGAUGGCGAUGUGAACAAGGCCUUCAAGGAGAUCAAGAGCACCGUGGAGUGGCGGAAGCACAACUUGCCCCCGGAGCUCUUUGUCCAGGCCUUGUAG
Messenger RNA from Effrenium voratum, 591 nucleotides. NCBI's taxonomy places the organism in Eukaryota, Dinophyceae, Suessiales, Symbiodiniaceae. The record is from the annotation of a GenBank genome assembly.